AUGGCUACUCUUGGCGACGAUCUCCUCGGAAUAGUGAAUAAACUUCAAGAUCUAGUUUUUAAUACUAUUGGAAACGAUAGUCUAGAUCUUCCGCAAAUUGUCGUUGUGGGGUCUCAGUCUGCCGGAAAAUCAUCAGUACUUGAAAAUAUUGUUGGACGCGAUUUCCUACCCAGGGGGAGUGGCAUUGUCACUCGAAGACCUUUGAUUCUUCAACUUAUAAACAUUCCGGCCGAGGAGGAUGUCUCUGGAGAAUUUUCCGGAGUUCAGGCUGAAUGGGCCGAGUUUCACCACGUACCAAGCAGAAGAUUCACAGAUUUUCAGGACGUCAAGCGAGAGAUUGAGAACGAAACCUCGAGGAUAGCAGGGAAUAAUAAGGGGAUAAAUCGCCAACCAAUUAACUUGAAAAUAUACUCUCCACAUGUCUUAAGUCUAACACUUGUAGACUUACCCGGCCUCACAAAGGUCCCUAUUGGUGACCAACCAACGGACAUCGAAAAGCAGACCCGGAACCUUAUCUCAGAGUACAUAGCGAAACCAAAUAGUAUUAUUUUAGCUGUAUCUCCAGCUAAUGUCGACAUUGUGAACUCCGAGGCUUUGAAACUUGCGCGCCACGUCGAUCCACUUGGAAGAAGGACCAUUGGAGUUUUGACGAAAAUUGAUCUUAUGGACCAUGGAACUAAUGCACUAGAUAUAUUAUCAGGUAGGGUUUACCCACUUAAACUUGGAUUUACCGGUGUGGUCAAUCGCUCCCAACAAGAUAUCCAGGGCAAUAAGUCUCUUGACGAAGCUCUUAAAUCAGAAUCAGAUUUCUUUAAACAUCAUCCCGCAUACCGGAACAUGGCCAGUAAAUGCGGAACCCAAUAUCUAGCAAGGAGUCUCAACACAACUUUAAUGUCACACAUUCGAGAAAGAUUACCUGAUAUCAAAGCUAGACUCAACACACUUAUGGGACAGACGCAACAAGAACUUGCAAGCUAUGGUGACAUGCAUUUCAGUGGCAAAGAACAUCGUGGCUCACUAGUCUUGCAGCUGAUGACGCGAUUUGCAACCUCUUUUAUUUCAUCCAUUGAUGGCACUUCAACAGAUAUCUCAACCAAAGAACUUUGUGGUGGUGCCAGAAUAUACUACAUAUUCAACUCCGUAUUCGGCAAUUCUCUGGAGCUGAUCGAUCCAACUACCAAUCUUUCUGCUCUUGAUAUUAGAACAGCGAUCAGGAAUUCGACUGGCCCAAGACCUAGUCUUUUUGUGCCAGAAUUGGCUUUUGAUCUGCUGGUCAAGCCUCAAAUAAAAAUGCUUGAAAUACCUAGCCAAAGGUGUGUCGAAUUAGUAUAUGAAGAGCUCAUCAAGAUAUGUCACACUUGUGGCUCGACUGAACUAACAAGAUUCCCUCGACUUCAAGCAAAAUUAAUCGAAGUAGUCUCUGACUUACUUCGAGAACGUUUGGGGCCAGCCUCAUCGUACGUAGAAUCUCUAAUAUCCAUUCAGCGUGCUUACAUAAACACAAACCAUCCUAAUUUCCUAGGUGCGGCAGCAGCAAUGAGCAAUGUUGUAAGUAACAAGCAAGAAAAAGAGAGAAAGAGAAUUAUCCAGGAAGAGCGGGAAAGAAGGGAGAAGAGGCGACACAAAGAGCUCAAUCUCAACGAAAAGGAGGAGCCGGAAGUGGAAGAUGAGAAACCCGAAAUACUAUCUAGGAAUCAUGCAAUAAUGAGUGGUCGAAGUCAUUCUCCCGGACUACGAGACAAUGGGACGAACGCCAUGAUUGCCACAAUGAACGGGGUAAAUGGAGCGACCGGAGGUACACGAGACUCAUUUCUAAACUACUUUUUCGGGAAGGAUGGCUUCCCAGUUGGUGCUACCCAAAGCGCAUCAUUGCACAACCCAAAUCUAAGUCGACAUGUUAAUCAGAGUAUAGAGCCUAGCUUUAGUCAAAGUAUUCGACGACAGGAAGAGCGAAUUACAGUUAAAUCUCCUGCCCAGACUACACAAGAAGAUGAAUUCGAUAAGCCUAAGGUGUCUCCAGACUUUGAUUAUAGUUCUCCAUUUGGAAGCAGCAACGAACCUGCAUUAACGGAUCGUGAAGCUAUGGAAACUGAGCUAAUUAGAGCCCUUAUCUCUUCCUACUUUAAUAUUGUGCGAGAGUCGAUAGCAGAUCAGGUGCCAAAGGCAGUAAUGCAUCUUUUAGUCAACCACUCUAAAGAUGUUGUACAAAAUCGUUUAGUCAGUGAGCUCUACCGUGAGGAUAUGUUUGGAGAGCUACUUUAUGAGGAUGAUGCCAUCAAGAAAGAACGUGAGAAGUGCGAAAAACUACUUCAGACUUACCGGGAAGCAGCAAAAAUAAUUGGGGAGCAUGUGUUCUUGACGUUAGGAAAAAGAGAAGUCAAUAUGUAG
This is a messenger RNA of Blumeria graminis f. sp. triticale, 2388 nucleotides long. Lineage: Eukaryota; Fungi; Ascomycota; Leotiomycetes; Helotiales; Erysiphaceae. The record is from the annotation of a GenBank genome assembly.